AUGACCAUUGGCGUCGUCUCUGCCUUCUUCUGUGCAGCAUUGCGCACGAUCUUGGCUGUAGUCCUUGGUCAGCUGUUCCAGAUUAUGAUGGACUUCGGCAGCGGUAUUUCCAGUGUGUCAUAUGCCAUGACCUCAACAUCACAAUGGUGUGUCGUUAUCUGCAUCCUCGCUGCGGGUGCUCUCGUUGGAAACUCCAUGCUACUAUUGAGCUGGUUCAUUUCCGGCGAACUCCAGGCAAGAAGCGCACGGGAAAGCGUCUUCAAUGGGCUGCUUGCUCGUGAAAUGGGUUGGUACGACAAGCAAGCUGACGGCAUUCCCGCCCUUCUCAUCAGGAUGGAAACACAGACCUGCGAGGUCCAAAUUGCAACAUCUCAGGUCCUUGGUUUUAUUGUCGCCGACUCAGUUUCCUCGGCUGCAUGCCUCACUCUUGCCUUCAGUCUCUCCUGGAAGUUGACACUCGUGUUGAUUGCAAGCCUCCCUUUCGCAAUUGCUGCCCUUUCCUUCGCCAACCGAAGGCUCCAACCCGCCAUCGUAAAUCAAAAGCAGCAUCUCACUGAUGGCUGUAAGCGAGUGCAAGCAUGCAUAGCCGCGAUUGAUCUUGUCAAGAUAUAUAAUGGCUUCAAUCAGGAAGUAAUGGGAUAUGGCGAGACCUUGGAUGCGGCUAUGGAGCAGUACUUGGUGCAGGCCCGCGGCAAUGCCCUUCAGAUCUCAUUCAUGAGUGUCUGGGUGUCGAUAAUCUUUGUCGGCGGCUUUUGGAUCGGAUUAUGGCUCGUCACGAAAGGCGAGAGGUCCUCGGCAGUACUCACCACCUUUUACGCAACUCUGACGGCCUUGGAGGGAGUUUCCAACUUGAUGUUCCGGUGGCUAGUUUCGAACAAGGGGAUUGCAGCCGGGGAAGCUCUCAGUCAAAUGACAAAAGAGCCGUUGAGUAUGGAAAAGGCGUCCCUCGACUUCCCUGCAGAAGAAACACGAUUCAUAGUGGGCCGCAGCGGCUCGGGGAAAAGCACCUUGGGCAACCUCUUGGUCAACUUUUACGAACCUCUCCUGGGUGACAUAUUUACUGACAAUCUACCGAUCAAGAUCAUGGAAAAAGAGUGGCUUUGGAGGAACAUCACCUUGGCCCAGCAAGACAGCGCAGUCUUCGAUAACACAUUGCUUUGGAACAUUACUCUUGGCCAUCCCUUUGCGGCAAACGAGGUUCGAACGGCAUGCGACAUGUCUCUAUUGCAGUCCCCUAUCUCCUCUCUACCUUCUGGGCUGAAGACCUGGGUUGGGACAAUUGGGCAUAGACUCAGCGGCGGACAGAGACAAAAGCUUGCACUGGCUCGAGCAAGGCUGCGGGAUCCCCCCAUUCUGAUAGUAGACGAGAUCAAAAGCGGACUAGAUGGAGAGACUAAAGCAAUGGCCAUGGAUGCAAUUCAAGCUUGGCGAAAGACCAAAACCACCAUUAUCAUCACACACGAUCUUUCCCACAUCAAACAAGACGACUACGUUUACGUUCUGAACGGCGGGUGUGUCGUCCAGGAAGGUAGACUAGAGGAUAUAUCGCGAGAUCCCCAUGGGGUUUUUGCACAUAUUGCUGCUGAUGAGAUACGGGAAGUGAACGACCCAAACCAGAGCUUGCCCCCUGAUAGAGUCAACGUACAUCCCCUAGUCCCUGAGCUCGGGAACCUUCAACCCUCGUUGCAAUUUACAAGACACAGGUGCGGCGACCUUCUAGGAUCAAAUGAGAACAUCAAGCCUACCAAAUCCCAUAUCUGGGACAACAUGGUAUCUGUUCAGGCCGCGGGCUACAAUGCUAAGGCUGCCAGAAAAUCCGGGCAACUCCUUCGUCAAAAGCACAUUCUUACCACCAAUGACGGCCUGGAGCUCGAACAAGAGAAUGUCGCCCAGGUAUGGCCUUUGGAAACCAACUUCGAGCAUAUUUCUGCUAUCCUCCAUACCGUGUGGCCAAACUUGGCACCGACACCCAAACUCAGACUCGUGGUUGGACUGAUACUCUGUUUGAUCGCUUCUGGCUGUACCCCAGUGUUUGCUUUCUGCUUCGCUCAACUUCUCGCAUCAUUCUGGGCUACAGAAGACCGUCUUUCUAUCGGCCAAGAAUGGGUCAUUUGUUUGCUGAUGGUGGCUAUACUCAAUGGACUGUCUGGUUUCCUCGGGCGUUACCUCAUGGAACACGCUAGUCAGGCUUGGGUGAUUUCCCUUCGCCUAAAAGCCAUGAGGCGUAUGCUCGAAGAACCAAAGACGUGGUUUAAAAAGCUCGAGGACCCGGCCAGCCACAUUGGCGAGUGCUUGGACAAAAAGGCUGAGGAGAUGCGGACGCUGGUCUCUCGUUUUGUGCCUCUUGUUGUCAUGAUCGUGGCGAUGGCCAUCAUCUUGACGACAUGGGCACUCAAUACCUCGUGGAAGCUCACGUUAGUAGCACUAUCCAGUCUCCCAGCCAUUAUGGCCUCGCUAAAGGUGCUUUCUGUGGCAGGCAGGAAGUGGGAGACCCUCUGUAAUCGGGGGGCCGCCACGACGGCGUCUGUCAUUCACGAGGCGCUUGGAAAAAUCCGUGCUACCAAAGCAUUCACGCAGGAGAAGUACUUUAGCCAGAGACACGCUGAACUCACCGCUUCGACGUACAGACUCGGGUUAGAAAGAGGACUCUAUCUAGGACCGCUCUUCCGCUUCAACGAAUCUAUCAGUUACUUCGUCGUUGCGCUUGUCGGUUGGUAUGGAAUCCACUUGACCGCCAAAAGACUCGAGAUGACGGCAACCAGUUGCCAGCAGGUGGCCAACUUGCCCCUGUUCUGCGUUGUACAGACUGCUGGUAUGUUGGGCAUGAUGCCCCAGGUGUCUGCAUCGCAAGCCGCGGCCAGCCAGGUGCUCAUGUUGGCGACUCCGUCGACGAUAACGUUGUUGAAACCAGAAAAUUCUGAAAGGCUGACGUCGAUAUUCCCGAUCAAGGCACGAAAGGUCUCGUUCGCCUACCCUUCACGUCCGGCUCACCGGGUCUUGCGGGACAUCGAAUUGGAUAUCGACCGCGGCCAAUACGUGGCCAUAGUUGGACCGAGCGGAUGUGGCAAGAGUACUAUUCUGUCUCUCCUUGUUGGAUUGUACUGGCCAUCUCUACAAGGUUCAGCACCCAGGAACAACUCGGCCCAGCUCACGUAUGGAGGCAUCGCGUACGAUCAGAUCCAGAGGGAUGACCUUUGCUCUCUCGUAUCCUUCGUCCCGCAAAGCCCCUUCCUUUUCCCAACAACGAUAAGGGAAAACAUCACAUACGGACAAACAGAAACCUCGCAACUGCUUGACGAUAGCAACGUCAGGAGAGCCGCACGAGAGGCGGGGAUUCACGACUUCAUAUCGUCCCUGCCUCGGGGCUACAAUACGAUUGUCGGAGAUGGGGGCCUGACUCUUUCAGGAGGUCAAUCGCAGCGAGUGUGUAUAGCUAGAGCACUAGCACGCAGACCACGACUUUUGAUCUCGGACGAAGCGACAAGUGCGUUGGAUAACUUAUCUGCGGAGACAAUCCGGCAGACACUCUGUGGUAUCUUGGAAAGCACGGAGAACUCUGGCGCGAGCGUCGUAGUGGCCACGCACGAUCGGGAUAUGAUACAUUUUGCCCAUCGCAUAGUUGUGGUGGAGGACGGCCGAGUGGUAAAUGAGGAGAUUUUUCAAGAGUUACAGCACCGUAAGACACCACUCUCAAAAAUCGCCGAACAAGGUCAGUAG
Molecule: messenger RNA, 3717 nt
Organism: Colletotrichum orchidophilum
Lineage: Eukaryota; Fungi; Ascomycota; Sordariomycetes; Glomerellales; Glomerellaceae
Product: ABC transporter
Exons: 3
Coding region: 1-3717 (1238 amino acids)
Biological process (GO): transmembrane transport
Cellular component (GO): membrane
Molecular function (GO): ABC-type transporter activity; ATP binding; ATP hydrolysis activity
Source: RefSeq, a predicted model, not a curated record